CAGGCCGGAGCCGCGCGGCCGAGCGGGCGGCAGGCGGCGGGGAGGGCUCGGCGGCGGGAGGCUCGCGGCGGCCGGGCCGGCGGGGUCCGCCCGGGCCGGCAGCGUCCGCCGAGCGGCGGGAGGAGGGAGCGGCGCAGACAAAGAGCGGCGCCUGGGCGGGCGCUGUGCGGCCGCCGCCCCGGGACCCGCGCCGCUGCCCUCCGGCCUCGGCGGGCGGCCCACGGCGAGAAUUCAUAUGUUCCUUCUAUACAAGUGAUUCCCCAGAUCAUAAUCCUCUGCUGAGAUUUGGGUUGGAUUCAAGAAUCUGGAGAAUUCCUGCAGCUUUGUAACUUCAGGAGGUGUGACCAGCUGAGAAAUUCACCUUUUGAGGAGUGCUGCGUUUUGCCAGUCAUCUCUUAUAACUGAGUGCCAAAGGAUACCACAGGUUUCUGCCAACUCCUGUCAAAUUAGUGGGCAUCUGGCAAGUCUUACUUACAGCACAAUUUGAAACUUUAGUAAGGAAGUUAUAAGAAGGACUCCAUGAAAGAUGACAGAGGAAGUUAUUGUGAUAGCAAAGUGGGACUACACUGCCCAACAGGACCAGGAGCUGGACAUCAAGAAAAACGAGCGUCUGUGGCUGCUGGACGACUCCAAGACGUGGUGGCGCGUGAGGAACGCGGCCAACAGGACGGGCUACGUGCCGUCCAACUACGUGGAGAGGAAGAACAGCCUGAAGAAGGGUUCCCUCGUGAAGAACCUGAAGGACACGCUAGGCCUCGGCAAGACCAAGAGGAAGACCAGCGCGCGAGACGCAUCCCCGACCCCCAGCACAGACGCCGAGUACCCAGCCAACGGGGGCGGCGCCGACCGCAUCUACGACCUCAACAUCCCUGCCUUCGUCAAGUUCGCCUACGUGGCCGAGAGGGAGGACGAGCUGUCCCUGGUAAAGGGGUCGCGCGUCACUGUCAUGGAGAAGUGCAGCGACGGUUGGUGGCGUGGCAGCUACAACGGGCAGAUCGGCUGGUUUCCCUCCAACUACGUCCUGGAGGAGGUGGACGAAGCGGCCGCAGAGUCCCCCAGUUUCCUGAGCCUGCGGAAGGGUGCCUCCAUGAGCAAUGGCCAGGGCGCCCGGGUCCUGCACGUGGUGCAGACGCUGUACCCCUUCAGCUCGGUCACCGAGGAGGAGCUCAACUUCGAGAAGGGGGAGACCAUGGAGGUGAUCGAGAAGCCCGAGAACGACCCCGAGUGGUGGAAGUGCAAAAACGCCCGGGGGCAGGUCGGCCUGGUCCCCAAAAACUACGUGGUGGUCCUAAGCGACGGGCCCGCCCUGCACCCCUCGCACGCGCCGCAGAUAAGCUACGCGGGCCCCGCGUGCAGCGGGCGCUUCGCGGGCCGAGAGUGGUACUACGGGAACGUGACGCGGCACCAGGCCGAGUGUGCCCUCAACGAGCGGGGCGUCGAGGGUGACUUCCUCAUUAGGGACAGCGAGUCUUCGCCCAGUGACUUCUCCGUGUCUCUGAAAGCAUCAGGGAAGAACAAACAUUUCAAGGUGCAGCUUGUGGACAAUGUCUACUGCAUCGGGCAGCGGCGGUUUCACACCAUGGACGAGUUGGUGGAACACUACAAAAAGGCACCCAUCUUCACCAGCGAGCACGGGGAGAAGCUCUACCUCGUGAGAGCGCUGCAGUGACGGCCCCUGCCACAGCCACAGCCACCUCUGGGCCCUCGGGGCCGCACUCACCUCCCCAGAGCCGAGCGGACGGCCCCCAGAAGCAGCCGCGCUCACGGGCCCUCCCGCAGCGGGCUCCGCUCCGUCCGGUGGUUCAUCAUCGUCUCUUGGCUUCCUUUGCCUCAUUCAUCUUCGCGUGCAGGUCGGUUUGUUUGCCACUCGCCUCUCUCCUCUGCCGCGCCGCGCCCUGCCACCCACUCUCCAGCCGCCCUCCUCCCGGCCAGGUUCAGGGGUCGGGAGGCGAGGAGGAAUGUUCCUUCACUUUAUUCCUGUGCAACUGAAAACAGCCUUCGGGUUGUUCACGCUGACAGAACCCCUCAUGAAAAAGACAUCGGGCACGGUUUGAAUGCACCAAAGCUGCCGUUAAUUAUGUGAACUACAGUACGCUCCGAACGCGGGGUCCGUGGGCCCUGGGCUCCCUCUCCAGCCAGGCGGCACCUGCGAGGUCCCCGGUCCUGGCAGCCCUGGCUCCGUGCCCCUCGCCCCUGCAUGGCUCCCAGACUGUCCAGGGAGAGUGGACGCGCUUGCGGGUAGCAGCACCAGAACCACCAGAUGAGACAGUCGCGAGGAAACUCCAGUGCCUUCGGGGCUAUGCUUGCAAUAAAAGAAAUUUCCUUGAAAGUCCGUCCGCAGAAGCCGGACCGGUGACUCCGAAAGACAGAGGUUGUGGUCAUUUCCCCCCAGAUGUGCCAUCCGCAUAGUGCUUUUUCCUCUUGCCCUUCGGCUUGUUUAAAUUUCACAAUUAUGUAUUUAAUUCUCAAAGUAAUAUGUAUCUGUAGCCAUUUGUUGACACUAAUACAGAUGAUUAAGGAAAACAGCUGAUCUUUGGGGAAGGGGAGCUACCAUACACUUACACACACACACACACGCACGCACACACACACACCAUAUAUAUAUAUAUAUAUAUAUAUAUAUAUAUAUAUAUACACACACACACACACAUAUAUAUAUAUACACACACACAUCCAUGGAUGUGUGUGUGUAUAUAUAUAUAUGUGUGUGUGUGUGUGUGUAAGAACUAUUUGCUUUACAGGGAAUUUUUCAGGGUUUACAAGAGAAUAUGUGAUUGGUAGGUAAAAGACACACAGAAUGUUUAUGAAGAAAUUGCAUUUUUUUCUUUACAUUUGAACUUCUUUAUAGUUGAAAUAUACAGUCUUGAGAUGGCACAUUCCUACAACUGAAGAAGGGGUCUCGAGACCUCCUAAACUUGCAUACUCAGUUUUUUGGAUAUUGUAAUAAAAAACGUAUUAUGAGAA
This is a messenger RNA of Leopardus geoffroyi (Geoffroy's cat), 2964 nucleotides long. It is a transcript of the gene NCK2, whose product is annotated as NCK adaptor protein 2. Bases 527 to 1669 code for a protein of 380 amino acids. The transcript has 6 exons. Gene Ontology annotation, molecular function: protein binding. Lineage: Eukaryota; Metazoa; Chordata; Mammalia; Carnivora; Felidae. The record is from RefSeq and is a predicted model, not a curated record. Gene Ontology annotation, biological process: negative regulation of PERK-mediated unfolded protein response; negative regulation of endoplasmic reticulum stress-induced eIF2 alpha phosphorylation; positive regulation of translation in response to endoplasmic reticulum stress.